AUGGCACGAGAUCGUUGGGUUGCAAGGCUGGAUGCCGACCCAUACCCGGUCCCCACAGAGGAGGAGCUGAAGACUCUCCGCAAGGUCUCCGAUUCCAUCCCCUGGGUCUGCUGGUUGUUCUGCUUUGUGGAAUUCUCGGAGCGAGCUUCGUAUUACGGGGCUCAGACGGUGUUCUCCAACUUUAUGGAGUACCCAUUGCCUGUGGACGGUAACGGUGCUGGAGCUCCUCCAAAGGGCUCGGAGGAGACAGCGGGUGCUUUGGGCAAGGGUCUUCAGUUUGCCAACGCAUUCGUGCUUCUCUUCCAGUUCCUGGCCUACGUCGUGCCCAUAUUCGGUGCAUGGGUAGCCGACACCAAGCUCGGCCGCUUCAAGACCAUCGUCAUUGGCGUCUUGGUCUGCUUUGUGGCGCACAUCAUCAUGACACUCGGUGCUCUGCCGAGCGUCCUGAAGGCAGGAAGGGGUAUUGCGCCGUUCAUCAUCAGCUUAUUCAUCUUGGCUAUCGGCGCUGGUAUCUUCAAGCCCAAUGUCGCUCCGACGCUUCUGGACCAGUACACACAUCAAAAACCGUACACCAGGAUCGAGAAGUCGGGCGAAAAGGUCAUUGUGGACCCAGAGGCGACGAUCCAGCGCCUGAUGUUGAUAUUCUACGCGCUUAUUAACGUCGGUGCCUUCUUCGCGCUGGCGACGACGUACUCUGAGAAGCUCGUCGGAUACUGGCUUGCGUUCUUGCUGCCGACGAUCAUGUUCAUGCUUCUCCCCGUUCUCCUUGCAUUCCUGUAUUCCCGCACGGUCCGGGUACCCCCCAGCGGCUCUGAGCUUACAAGAGUCGUGAAGAUCGCUAGCCUGGCCACCAAGGAGAACAAAGGUCGAUUCUGGAAGAAGGGCUUCUGGGAUGCCGCGAAGCCGUCGAAACUUGCUGCGAAGGGCAUCACCACACUUCGAGGCAAGCCAAUAGACUGGAACGAUAAGUUCGUCGACGAUAUCGUCCGGACGUUCGACGCGUGCAAAAUUUUCCUGUACUUCCCCAUCUACAACAUCAAUGACGGUGGUAUCGGCAGUGUCGCUAACAACCAAGGGUCUACGAUGACCACGAAGGGCGCCCCGAACGACCUGCUCGGCAACUUCAAUCCGCUGACCAUCAUUGUCGCCAUCCCCAUCCUGAGCCACGUCAUCUACCCCCUCCUGCGCAAGUACAAGAUCCAGUUCGGGCCCAUCCGGCGGAUGACGCUCGGCUUCUUCAUCGCGACAAUCUCGGGCGUCAUCGGCGCGAUCGUGCAGUACCGCGUGUACGAGACGAACCCGUGCGGGUACUACGCAACGACGUGCGCGAGCAACGGCGGCGGCGUGUCGCCCAUCAGCGUGUGGUGGCAGGUGCCGAACUACGCGCUCGGCGCGCUGAGCGAGUGUCUGUGCAAUGUGACGGCGUACGAGAUGGCGUAUGCGCGCAGCCCCAAGUCGAUGAAGUCGCUCGUGAUGUCGAUUUUCCUGUUCACGACCGCGCUCUCGUCUGCGCUCGGCGAGAUCCUCUCUCCCGCGAUUGUCGACCCUCAUCUCAUUUGGAUUUGGGCCGGCCCGGCCAUCGCGCUUUUUGUCCAGACCGUUAUCUUCUGGUUCAGGUACAAGCACAUCGAUAACGAGGACUUUAUGACUUACGAGGAGGAGGAGGAGACGAGCCAUGGGUCCACUAAGACCACCGGUUCUUACCCUGAUGAGAAGGUCGCGGCCUAGGCACUGAUAAGCUUAGAAAAGGGUUUUCGCGGGUGUAUCGAGGUGUAUCCCUAGUUCUGUGUAUUUUGCGUAGUGACAAUGAUGAAGGCUCUUGGUUCUCGGG
Messenger RNA from Gloeophyllum trabeum ATCC 11539, 1831 nucleotides. RefSeq names its product MFS peptide transporter. Lineage: Eukaryota; Fungi; Basidiomycota; Agaricomycetes; Gloeophyllales; Gloeophyllaceae. The transcript has 6 exons. The record is from RefSeq and is a predicted model, not a curated record. Gene Ontology annotation, biological process: transmembrane transport. Gene Ontology annotation, molecular function: dipeptide transmembrane transporter activity. Gene Ontology annotation, cellular component: membrane. Bases 1 to 1728 code for a protein of 575 amino acids.